AUGAGCGUCUUUGCGCCCUCUGCGCUGUCCAGCGCUUCAUCGAGCCAGGCGCCGCCGACAAGCAGCCUCUCGUCCUUCCUCACCUCGACAAGCGUACCCAGCGCGCCGCCGCCCUCGCAGAGCUACGUCCAGUUGUGCAAGGUCGUCCUCCAGCGACGGUUGCGAAACCUCUUCGGCUUGACAGCGGUCGCGACGGGCGUGGCACUGUAUCUGGCCAUCUUUGACCCGCGAGAACUGCCAGGAUCCUUGUUCAACGUCGUUCCGCUUCUCCUCUUUGCGCCAAUCGCUUUCUUGGGCACUCUGCCUGUCCUCGUACUGCGCAAGCAGACCAUCACCACUUCCCGCCCUCCUCUUCCUACCCUCUUCUCCAAACUCUCGUCGAUUCGGAAACGAUCGCUCGCUCUCCCAGUUUUCUUCGCCUACCUCCUCGCCGCCUUAAUUCUGCACUUCGCGUACAUCUGGGCGGCGAGCUGGACUUCGAGGGAUGCACGGCUCGGCUGGCUUUUCUUUCACCAGGGACGAGACGCCUGGCAGGUCAACGAGCGCCGCCUUCUCCUUGCGAUCUUCCAUGCCGUCCUUGCGGCGUGGGCGACCGUCCAGCACAUCGUGGAAGACCGCGCGCAGGUCGAGUUUGACGACGAUGCAACGCUCACCAUUCCCGCCCGCCUCGCCUCCACGGGCAGGAAGCGCUGCUCGUCGGCCUUCCAGUCCGCUACAUCGGCGACCUUCACCUUCUGGUCCGCCUACGUCCUCUUGCGCCGCCCGGUCUUGCGGUUCUUCCUCGCGCAUGUCCUCCCGACCUGGUCCCGACCCUACAUGUACGCCAUGAUGCGACAUAGCGGCGCCUAUUCCCUCACCCUCGCGACCCGAGCGUUCGCCUCUGCGCUGCUGUUCUUCCUCGCAUGGGAAGCGGCGCACGUCUGCUUCGAUGUCUAUGCGACGCACCCCAUGCUCGUCUCGCAGUUCGCGCCGAACCCGAACCAGGCCUUGCUGUCCGGCCUUCGCGCCAGCGAUCCGUACUACCAGCACUUCGCCUUCCUCGAGCUUUCGCUCCUCACCCUUACCAACCCGUCCCGCCGCCAGGCGAUUUUCAAGGACGUCAAGCCUGGCAGUGCGGCUGGUGGGGCAUGGGCGGAGAUCUCGAGGGAGUGUCUGCUGUUGAUCGGGAAGGAGCUGCAGCGGGCGAAGGGGCGGUCCUCAACUGCUUCUUCCGGAGCUGGUGCAAGCACGAGUAGUGCGCCUGUUGCGAGGGACGAGCAGUCAAGCCCGAACCGCGCACCCGUCAAGUCAGGCGACGUCUUCGUCCCGUCCAAGCCUUCACUCUUCGACAAGCUCGCCUCUGCCGCCAUCAACUCGUCCAGUCAAGCCCUCGGCUCGUCUCCUGCCCUUCAAGGCGCGUCGCGGGCAAUCACGUCGACCAGUCAAGGCCCCGCAGCACAAGAAGCGAAGCAAGCCGUCUCGACCGCCCUCACGAGUGCCUCUACCGCCGUCUCGCGAGUCCCUUCAAUCCUCCAAUCCGCACACCUCAUCUCCGCCUCUACCGCUCAAAGCGUCACAGACGCAGCAAAGACCGCUCCUCCGCCUGACAUGGUCGCGGAGGUCGUUGGCGUCGAGCAGAAGGUCGCCAAGCUCGUGCCGGCGGUGGCGAGGGGAAAGGUGUUUGAGGUGUCGAUGGAGUAUCGCGUGAGGAACCGUGUGCCGAGGAGGCAGGAGACGGUUUGCGCGAUCCAAGCCCUCUCGAACCUGAUCUGCGCCUCCCUCACCGAAGACCCCUACGGCGUCGCCCAACGCGACAUUCCCAAAGUCCUCGAGGCGUUCGUGCGCUACCUCGCUAUCCUCGACAGCGUUGCUGCGGAGAUGCAGAGUGCGGCGGAACAGGUUGUUGGGGGCCGGGAAGAGCAGGAGCGUGCGAGGAGAGUGGUGGAGCGCGAGAUUGGGGAGGUCCAGGAUGCGCUGCGGAACGGCGCCAAGGCGAUCUUGACGGAGUUUGCAGAGUACUUGGGCAGCUUCCGCUUCCCUACCAAGGUUGCGUCGCAGCUGCAGCUGCUGGUCGACUACGGCGGGAACUAG
This is a messenger RNA of Rhodotorula toruloides NP11, 2070 nucleotides long. Its product is annotated as nucleoporin protein Ndc1-Nup family protein. The transcript has 13 exons. Gene Ontology annotation, cellular component: nuclear pore transmembrane ring; spindle pole body. Gene Ontology annotation, molecular function: protein-macromolecule adaptor activity. The coding region runs from base 1 to 2070 and encodes 689 amino acids. Gene Ontology annotation, biological process: spindle pole body localization; nuclear pore organization. NCBI's taxonomy places the organism in Eukaryota, Fungi, Basidiomycota, Microbotryomycetes, Sporidiobolales, Sporidiobolaceae. The record is from RefSeq and is a predicted model, not a curated record.